This is a messenger RNA of Capra hircus (goat), 12719 nucleotides long. RefSeq names its product basonuclin 2 (gene BNC2). Gene Ontology annotation, cellular component: nucleus. Lineage: Eukaryota; Metazoa; Chordata; Mammalia; Artiodactyla; Bovidae. The record is from RefSeq and is a predicted model, not a curated record. Gene Ontology annotation, biological process: regulation of DNA-templated transcription. The transcript is spliced from 7 exons. Gene Ontology annotation, molecular function: zinc ion binding. The coding region runs from base 224 to 3481 and encodes 1085 amino acids.
AAUCAGUCACCUGAGCGCUGAGGGGCCGCGGCAAGGGCGCGCGCUGGCGGGCGGGCGGGGAGAGGCGGAGGCGGCGAGAGCGGCGGCCCGGAGGAAAUCGGGAGGGGGAGGGAAAGAAAGGCCGAGACAGAAGGAGCGUGAGGCGGCCGAGGGGCUGGUCCAGGCGCGGCCGCUAAGAGGAGACCAAGAGGCGGGGGCUGCACUUGACAACCAGCAUGCGGAGAUGUCAGAAGAGGCAGAAGUGGAUGUGAGAGAAAGAGAGACACAGAGAGACAGAGAGCCAAAGAGGGCAAGAGACUUGACUUUAAGAGACUCCUGUACUGACAACUCCAUGCAGUUCGGAACCAGAGCGACUCCAGCUGAACCAGGGUUCAUGGGAACAUGGCAAAACGCUGAUACUAACCUCUUAUUCAGAAUGUCCCAACAGGUCCCAGUGGCAUGUGCUGGCAGAGUGCUGGGUGCAGACUUCUGCCCAAACCUGGAGGAGCCAGACCAGAGGCUGGAAGUCCAGGCCAUCCGCUGCACACUGGUGAACUGCACAUGUGAGUGUUUCCAGCCGGGGAAGAUUAACCUGAGGACUUGCGAUCAGUGUAAACAUGGCUGGGUGGCACACGCCUUGGAUAAGCUCAGCACACAGCACCUGUACCACCCCACCCAGGUGGAGAUCGUGCAGUCCAAUGUGGUGUUCGACAUCAGCAGUCUGAUGCUCUACGGCACGCAGGCAGUGCCCGUGCGGCUCAAGAUCCUACUGGACCGUCUCUUCAGCGUCCUGAAGCAAGAGGAGGUGCUCCACAUCCUGCAUGGCCUGGGCUGGACGCUGCGCGACUACGUCCGGGGGUACAUCCUUCAGGAUGCUGCCGGCAAGGUGCUGGACCGCUGGGCCAUCAUGUCUCGAGAAGAGGAAAUCAUCACCCUUCAGCAGUUUCUGCGGUUCGGAGAAACCAAAUCCAUCGUGGAGCUGAUGGCGAUUCAGGAGAAAGAAGGGCAGGCCGUAGCUGUACCAUCUUCAAAGACAGACUCAGACAUCAGAACUUUCAUUGAGAGCAAUAAUCGCACCAGGAGUCCUAGCCUCCUCGCCCAUCUAGAGAACAGCAACCCUUCCAGCAUUCAUCACUUUGAAAACAUCCCCAACAGCCUUGCCUUCCUACUGCCAUUCCAGUACAUAAACCCGGUCUCAGCCCCGCUGCUAGGAUUGCCUCCAAACGGGCUGCUGUUAGAACAACCAGGACUGAGGCUGCGGGAGCCCAGCCUUUCGACCCAGAAUGAAUAUAAUGAGAGCAGUGAGUCUGAAGUCUCCCCCACGCCCUAUAAGAACGAUCAAACGCCCAAUAGAAAUGCCCUGACCAGCAUCACUAACGUGGAGCCCAAAACCGAGCCAGCCUGCGUGUCCCCCAUUCAGAAUUCCGCCCCAGUUAGUGAUCUGUCCAAAACUGAACACCCGAAGAGCUCAUUCCGGAUCCACCGGAUGAGAAGGAUGGGGUCAGCCUCCCGGAAGGGAAGAGUGUUCUGUAACGCGUGUGGGAAGACGUUCUAUGAUAAAGGUACUCUCAAAAUCCAUUAUAACGCCGUUCACCUGAAGAUCAAACAUCGGUGCACCAUUGAAGGCUGCAAUAUGGUCUUUAGCUCCCUCCGCAGCCGGAACCGCCACAGUGCGAACCCUAACCCUCGCCUUCACAUGCCUAUGCUAAGGAACAACCGAGACAAAGAUUUAAUCCGGGCCACGUCCGGGGCCGCCACCCCCGUCAUAGCAAGUACAAAAUCAAAUCUCACACUCACGAGCCCUGGCCGGCCCCCAAUGGGUUUUACCACUCCCCCACUAGACCCCGUGUUGCAGAACCCUCUCCCUAGCCAGCUGGUGUUCUCUGGACUAAAGACUGUCCAACCAGUUCCUCCAUUUUAUAGAAGUUUACUCACUCCAGGGGAAAUGGUGAGUCCUCCGACCUCCCUCCCGACCAGUCCUAUCAUUCCAACCAGUGGUACCAUAGAGCAGCACCCCCCACCCUCCUCUGAGCCAGCAGCGCCAGUAGUGAUGAUGGCCACUCAUGAGCCCAGUGCCGACCUGGCGCCCAAGAAGAAGCCCAGGAAGUCCAGCAUGCCUGUGAAGAUCGAGAAGGAAAUUAUCGACACCGCCGAUGAGUUUGACGAUGAUGAUGACGACCCCAACGACAGCGGGGCCGUGGUCAACGAUGGGGGCCAUGACAAUCACUGCCACUCCCAGGAGGAGAUGAGUCCAGGCAUGUCGGUGAAGGACUUUUCUAAGCAUAGCAGGACCCGGUGCAUUUCAAGGACAGAAAUAAGAAGGGCUGACAGCAUGACUUCUGAGGACCAAGAACCUGAGCGGGACUAUGAGAAUGAGUCUGAGUCUUCGGAGCCCAAACUCGGUGAGGAAUCCAUGGAGGGGGAUGAGCACAUGCAUGGUGAGGUGAGCGAGAAAGUCCUGAUGAGCAGUGAGAGGCCGGACGAGAACCACAGUGAGCCCUCUCACCAGGAUGUCAUCAAGGUGAAGGAGGAGUUUACAGAUCCCACUUACGACAUGUUUUACAUGAGCCAGUAUGGACUGUACAAUGGCGGGGGUGCCAGCAUGGCAGCCCUGCAUGAGAGUUUUACAUCGUCUCUGAAUUACGGCAGCCCUCAGAAGUUCUCCCCAGAAGGGGACCUGUGUUCUAGCCCAGACCCUAAAAUCUGUUAUGUGUGCAAGAAGAGUUUCAAAAGCUCCUACAGCGUGAAGCUUCACUACAGAAAUGUUCACUUGAAAGAGAUGCAUGUCUGCACGGUGGCUGGCUGCAACGCUGCCUUCCCCUCUCGCCGAAGCAGAGACAGACACAGUGCCAACAUAAAUCUGCAUCGUAAACUGUUGACCAAAGAACUCGAUGACAUGGGCCUGGACUCAUCACAGCCCUCCCUUAGCAAGGACCUCCGGGAUGAAUUUUUGAUGAAGAUCUAUGGUGCCCAGCACCCCCUGGGGCUCGACAUCAGGGAAGACGCCUCCUCUCCCGCGGGGACGGAAGACUCCCACCUGAACGGGUAUGGGAGGGGCAUGGCGGAGGACUACAUGGUCCUGGACCUGAGCACCACCUCCAGCCUCCAGUCCAGCAGCAGCAUCCAUUCCUCCAGAGAAUCCGAUGCCGGCAGCGAUGAGGGGAUUCUCCUGGACGACAUUGACGGGGCGAGUGACAGCGGGGAGUCGGCGCACAAGGCUGAGGCCCCCACCCUCCCUGGCGGCCUCGGGGCUGACGUUUCAGGGUCUCUGAUGUUCCACAGCUUGUCCGGGAGCACUGGUGGGAUCAUGUGUAACAUUUGCCACAAGAUGUACAGCAACAAGGGGACGCUGAGGGUGCACUACAAAACCGUGCAUCUGCGAGAGAUGCACAAGUGCAAAGUCCCCGGUUGCAAUAUGAUGUUUUCCUCUGUGCGAAGCCGGAAUCGGCACAGUCAGAACCCUAACCUCCACAAAAACAUUCCCUUCACUGCAGUAGAUUAGCCUCAGAACGGACACUACAAAUGCCAGCUCUCACCAGACGGCCUAUGUAUCUGAACUGCCAUAGUCGGUGUGUGCUUGUGUACUUGGGGGAGGGUGUGUGUGUGUGUACACACACGUAUACCUGUGUCUACACACACACACACACACACACUUUCUUUUCUUUAGAUUAUAAGAAGAUAAACACUAGGUGCUUUUGAAAUUUUUUGUCUUUUUCCUUUAUAGUUUUGAGAAAGAAGUCAGAUCUUUAAUUUAGAGGUGAAACAAAGUACCCUUUAAAUACACAUGCACACACACAUAAAAGCGUGCAACUAGCCCAAACUUUGACAGAAUAACAAUUUUUGGUCCUCUCCAAAGAGACGAUUUGUUGUACCUAUGACUAUUGCCUGCAAAGAGAUAAAGGGGGGGAAAACACAAAAAAGGAACUUCUUAUAGUUGUCUUUUGUGAACUUUAAGGUUUUGAGAGAAUCUUCAUUUAGAGCAUGGCAGAUUCACCUGUAAAUAUUUAGCCUUCAGAGGCCAAUGAUGUAAAACAAUUGUAUUGAUGGUUGUUUAACUCCUUUGUUUAAUUUUUACAGUUACAUCCAGCUGUUAGAUAUACAGGAAAAAAAUAGUUUGCUGGCUAGCUCUAUUCAUUUAUGUUAGCAUUAAUGCACAUUUUUUAAGGAAAAAAAAACAUGGUCUUGUUUUUACUACCUGCUAGAUAUAGUGAUAAAGAGGUGCUGGCAUGCCUUACAGCACAGAUCUGAUUUUUUAAAAUGUCCUGUACUAGUACAUAAAUCCAGUCAUGCACUUUUUUUCAUACACUACAAGGGGAUGUGUAAUAUCCAUGCUUCUUUUUUAUCCUUAAACUAUUGCCAUACUUCAAGUAAGUGUCUUUUUUAAAAAAUUCACUUGUAUAAAAAUGGUCUGGUCAGUAUAGGGCACAAAUGCCAAACAAAAGUAUUAGUGUUAACACAAAACUGCCAACUUUGCACAAGUUUCCAGAAAAGAAAAUACAAUUAGUCACUCAACAUAACCACAGGCCAAUUUGUCGGCCACCAGAAAACCGCUUUAAAAAAAAAACACUUGGUGAUGCUUUCAAGUGCCGAAUGUUAUUAUAAUCAACAUCGUAUCCUUCUUGCUUAUAUGUUAAGUUACAUAAAAGGAAAACAAAGUGAUGCGUGUGAAACAGCCAAGGCAUUUAUUCUUUAGAGGCAGGAUAAUAUUUCAGGAUACAAAAGCCCAGAUUACUCACUAUGGAGCAAAGCUGAAUACAGUGAGAGCUGAAUGUUCAUGCACAAGGACCUGACCCUUCUCCAUUAAAAAGAAGGAAAAGUCUGAACUGAGCGGGUCUGUUAUGUGGUUGUGUAAUUUGUCACAAGUACUGCAGUAGUACUAUGAUUCAGGCUGCUUUGAUAGACAAAAUCAAAAGACAUUUAAUAGUAGAGGCAGCAGGACUUGGAAGCUUUGCAAACAUGUGCUGAACUUGAACUAAGCAAUACUCCUUUCUGAGCAGCCAGAAGAAGGGGGUUUAAAAUAGGAUCUCUCACCGUUUAGUGUUUUGCGUUUCCCCACGCGAUUUGUCAGAGAGAAAUGAAAGCAAGCCUGAAACCAAGCAAUCGAGAGUGAGAAAGAGCAGGGAGAGGAUUCUCCAAACCUUUUUUGUUUUGUUUUAUUUUGUUUCCGAUGUUUACACAUGUUGCCUGAGCUGGUUAACCACAUCGGCAGCCUCAGCUACCACAACAUACUGACUAAAUGAUGAUAUUUACUCAGAUUCAAUCUGCAGCCAAAACCAUUAGGGUGUGCAUUGCAGACAGUGUUUUGUUGUCUUUUUUUUUUUUUUUUUUUUAAGUGGAGGGGGAAAAAGAUAAACAAGGCAUAUUUUGUUGAACAGGACACAAUAAUUUAAAGAGAAUGUAUUUCUUUUCUGCAUUUAAGGGCCUCAAACAUUUCUUUCAUCAGUCUAAAAGUUAGAAAUACUCCCUUUGUCUUAACUUUCUAAUGGCAUUUCCAUUUUUCAUAUAUUUAGUAAUUAUUUUUUUCUAGGUUCACAUCAGCAUUCACUUCCGUUAAAUUUGCCAAAGGAAACUGUUAAUAUGUUUCUCUUGUUAUUAUUCCUGUAGGAUUUAUUGUACCUCAGUAUUUAUUGUUUCCAAAAAUAAGCAUCAUUAGUUGAGGCUUCAGUAUUUGUGUGUGAAAAUUUCAGAAACAAUGGAAUCUUAAGAUAAGCUAGAUGUGUCUAGCAGCUUUAUCUUUUCAUCUCCUUCAGAGGAUGCUAUGGGGUUCAUUUAAUUUUUCAUUUGUUCUACAGUGAGGAGAGACCAAAAGUAUUUGCAGUACAAAAGAAACUAUAUCAAACACUAUGUUUUAAUGACAAAUGUUUACGGUAAAAAAGCUGAGGAAUUAGUGCUAACCGUUUUUGUUUUUCUUGUACCUUUGAAUUCCCCAAAGUCUUAAUUGCUUUAUUUCAGUGUUGUUAAACUGAAUAGACAGAGAUGUUUUCCUUUGUUUUAUACCAUAUAAGACUCUGUACAGUAUGUUUGUGGAAGAUUGAACUAGAAUAAUGAAAAUUUGUUUGCAAACAUUUUGGUCCUCUUAGCCUUCUCUGUGUUGCGCUAUUGCCCCAUUAACCAAAUGGUUUGAUUCCAGAAGAGUGGAAAAAUAUUUUGUUGGUAUCCCAGCAAAAGAUUAUAGAAACGCUAGCUUUACAAGUGUACAUAGACCAAAUGACACUUUUAUGAAAUAACACAUUUUCAGCGAUUUUUAACAAUUACACUCUCAGUUGAGAUAUUAGAACUCAGCUUGUACAAAAUCAGUGCUUAGUCUGUUUAAUGUCAACUGAAAGGGCAAAGAGCCCUAAUGAGUGAAUUACAUAGCUGUCAGCAGGUCACAACAAAGGAACCAGGCUUAGAACAAGUGUUUGUUACUCGCCACAAACCAGGCUGAUGUGGAUAGCCAGUUAGAAUAAGCCCAGAAGUAACAAGAUUCUGAAGCAGAAUUUCCAUUGCUCAGAAGCAUGAAUGUGUUCACCUGCCUUUUGUUGGAGAAAUGACCAUGAGUCCUGGACAACCUGCCCUUUUUAAGUCUCUCCUCUCUUUGCUACUAGUUUUGUGCCUCAAGUGCCCACAUGUUAUGGUGGCCUUUUAAGUGGGUGUAUAAUAUUUUGCAGUUUAAAGCCUAAUUGCUUAAAAGGGACAGGGGGAGUGGACAGAAGCGGACCAUAAGAUGUAGAAUCAUGAAAACGUACAUUUCUUCUAGUCCUAGAGUGUUGCUUGCUCUUGGGUGUGUGCCUGAGUGCAGUGUUUUGACUUAACUCUAAAUCCAGUUAAGAUGGUGACCCCAAGGCUUAUCUGCAAAUGGAAAGGAUGGUGUGAUCACCAUUUUAACCACUGAGCCCUUCCUCUCUGUCCGUUCAUGCUCAUUUCUUUUUUCAGAGGAGUGUUCUGUUGCGACACAGGCUCUGUCCAGCUGCAUCCAUGCUAGGGCAGCUGAAAAAGGAAUAGGAUGCAGCGUUUCAUCCAAGCAACCUUUUUCCCCCAUUUGAUUCAUUUUAACCAGCAUUCUGUCACAGGUACAAAACUGGGCAGUAUUACUAACAUGCAUGUUUGCUAGGUGGUAUUGAAACGUUCUGUUUUGAUCAUUUUCAGCUAUAUGUUUGUAAGGAUCAGAAAGGCUUAGUCUCCUUUAAGGAUUGUCUGUGUGUUGUGGAAGGGGAUGACCCGGAGCAAGAAUAACAAGAGAUAAUAAAUAAUUUGGUGUUCAAAAUGUGAUAAAAAGCAUGACAUUCUUCGUCUGCUAUUAAUUGUAUAGAAAUAAGUCUGUGCAUCUCAGAUCUUAGUCCAGGCUGAUGCCUUUUAAAGCUGGCAAAUAUCUCUUUUGAAAUUGUUUUUAGCACAAUGGCACCACUGUCCUUAUAGUGUAAUUUCUUUGGUCAUGAAUUCCCAGGCCCUUCCAGUAGGAGGAGAAAGGCACAUAACUGGUUAAUAGCCUGUUAGUGUGUGUGUGUAUAUAUAAUAUAUACAUAUAUUAUAUGUAUAUAUUGCUAUUUUUUAGAAAAAGGCAAGCUUUGACUAUAUCAAGAAGGGGCUGUUGCAGAGGCAUUCUCCUCAUUUUACUCAGGGGAAACCAUGCACUAGGUUCCCACCAAAUAAAAAGUGACCUUUUGUUCCUUUUCCUCUGUACACACCCCUCAUGUGUGCCAAGCAAAUGAGAACAGAGGCCCUUGGGAAUUAAAACAGAAAGAAGCCAGUAACCAGAUAGAGAUGGACAUGCUGCUAACUGCCAGCCGUUGACCUGAGCAGUCCUAACUUGCACUUGGUCUUUAGUGUUGGGCUAGAUCGACUAAGUAAAUAAGUGUCAACUGUCAUAAGACAUGCUACAUCUACUGUCAUAUGAAACAAAUCAGCCAGAAGAUACUUUCUUUGAUCUUAUGGACACGCUCCUUCUCUUGAGCUUUGCAAAAAUUAUGACAAAUUUUGAGGUUUAAGAAAAUCACUUACAUUUCACCCAGACUUGGAAUAUUUAGAGGAGUUUGCUUCUCCUUCUCAUUCUCUGUGUUUCUAAUGGGAGGGGUUGAAAUAAGUAUGGAGGGCAUUCAGAGACGGGUGCCACAGAGACUGGAGGGAAUCACAGUUUUUUACAGUGAAGUGAGGGGUGUUAAGUAGAGGACUCGUGCCUGUCCUGGUUUGAAGAUAACUAGAAAAGAAAAUGGUGAACACGCUGAAAGGAGGCAGUCAAGAGGAACGUCCGGUGCAACUCAGCCUAGCAGUGGGUGGGAGCGGAUCCAUGCAGUGCAUCGCAGAGCACCCCAUGACCAGGUGCCUCACUGAAUCCUAGUCUGAGAAGGGAGGAGGAAAGCAAGAGUGCUGCCUGGAGUAGCUCAAGUCCCAGCCAGGUCAGGCACUUAGUGGCGGGGUGGGGGUGGGGUGUUCUUUUUUUCUUACUUUUGGAGUGGAAGUGAUGCUCAAGUCCCUUAGGGAACUAAAAGAUCCAUUGGGUCUACCAGAUCCUAGAAAAGGCUGGUGGUCAGACCAAGCCCUAGUUGUGCUGAGGGGAAAGGCAUGAUUGCCAGCGUAGGUCCGUUCUUCCUCCAUCGUGACUGUGGCUUGCCCCCGUAGCCGCGGUUGUGCUGCUCUUUGGCUGCAAAGAUCUCUUGAUCAAAAUGUGAGCUCAUUCGCCUUCCUACAGACAUAAAAGCAACCUUGCUGCUUUCGCGUUUUCCCUCCAGGCCAAACCAUGUGUGGUAGGUAGCUUUCCUCAUGUUAGCAUCAGGCCACAUCUGCUCUGUCCCAAAGGCAUUUCCCUUCCCUCUAGUCAGGACUUGCUCACUGUACACGGUACUUUUCCAUUAGUAUUGUGUAAAUCCAGCUGUACAACUGACUGGUGGGUUAAUGUAACAUCACUGUUGCCCAGACACCCAUCCUCUCCUGUAUCCUCCCAUCAUCCUUAUUCUUCCCACAUCUUGCACAAGAUGAGGUUUAUGGUCAUUCGGCAAUAACUGGACAUCAACUGCUGUCUUUUUGGCAUUUGUCGAAAAAUCCAAAUGCCUGAUCACAGGGGGUUUAAAGAAAAAAAAAACUAAACAUUUUUACAAGUACACUGAAUUGGAUCAGCAUUAUUGUUCAUUAUAAUGCUAUAUAUUUUUUUGAAGUAACAUACUAUAGUUGUCAUAAAACUAUCUUUAUUCUUCUCCUCUGAAGUGUUGUUGUAAAUUCGCUUGACCUUUACUGCAAGCAAAAAAAAAAAUCUUUUCUAUAUAGAGUAUCAAGACAAGGCUCAGUUUGUAACAAAUAGUGGACCAUUACAAAAGAGGAAACGGAAAAAGCCAGGCUGAGCAGCGAGAAGCUUCAGUUCAAUUUCACCUCAUAUCUUUCUAAUAACUUACUUGUCACUUUAUUACCUUCCAGUAAUGUGAACGCUGCUGACAAGACUGUCACACUAACAGCAGACAACACCCUGUCUGCUUCAGCCCCAGCUCUCCUGGCUACUUAUUGCCCUGGCCCUGAAGGGACACAAACUAAUAGUGUGCUUUCCAGUUCAGCACUUGGCCAUCAAAUAUAAAAGGAUGCGUAAUUGCCUGUUUAUCCCUUGUGAAGGGGAAAUUGAGUACAAGGGCUAGGCUUUCCCACUGAGUUCCCCGAUGCACACACAUCCACAGUCAGUCUCUCCCUCCCUCCCUUCACCUCCUCCCAGCAUACGAGCACGCACACACACCCACUAAACUGUAUCUCUGGUAAGCCCACAGCUGCCUUGCGGUGCCCUCUCCAGCUAUUAAAUGCACAGUAACAAGACUACUUCUUAAAUAAAGGGUCAGUAGAGAAAUUCUGGCUUUGACAGCAUCCUCUGGGUCUUUGGAAACUUAAGUAUUGCAAUUCUAAGCCCAUGUAUUUUGGGAGUAUUGGGUAUGGCCCCAUAAUUAGAACAAAUUUUCUACAAGUCAGUGGCAAAAGUGGGAUUAGAUUGCCCCAUGUUCUGUAAAUAAAGAACUAAGAUGUUUUUCCUCUCCUUCAAAAAGUGCACGUGCUGUAAACAGAUUGGUUGUGCUUGGUGGUUUGAAAAAAAAAUUUUUUAGCUUUGGCCUCCAACCAGUAGUCUAGAUGUACACAGGUUUCUUGCUGUGACAACCUCCAAAUCCAUAGUGUAACAAGACAGAUUUACCUUUAAUUGGACUGACAAUCUGAAAAAAAAAUAAUAAGGCACAGGGACUUUGAGUUUAAUCACUAAAACAGGGACUAUCCUAUGUGUAGAAAGUAAAUUCUCCACUUUGGGAGAAUUUGGGUAAUUAUAAGCACAUGAGCUUUACAAAAUCAAGUAUGAGGGGACAAACGGUGCAAAGAAAAAUCAUGUGAAAAUGUGAUCUUCCCAAACAUCUUGAGCCCAAAUAACAUAUAUAUAAGUAUUGGCUGCUAUUUUUGUACACUGAACUACUUAAAGGAUCAUAACGGUGGCUAGUUAGUGGCUAAAUGAAGUAUAAGAUCUCAGUGUGCCUCUUCCUUGGGGAAUUAGGGGACACCCUGCUUCUUUCCAAACCCUCCUGCAGCGGGUCUGAUACAUGCUGUUGAUCCCACCCCCUCACCCCCACUGACUUUAAACAGUCACAUUUUAGAUCUAUGUCAAAAAAUAAGACACAUGGAGGUGUCAUCUUUGAUGCAAACUUUUGGAAAGAGAAAAGUGGCAGAUAAGAGAGACAAAGAUCUACGUAGACAAACCCGUGCUAAAAUAAUUGUACUAAGCAAUGUGCGGACUGGGCAGAAAAGCACUUUGAGUAACGAUUCUUGCGGUCAGGGAAAAAGCAGUUGAUGUUUUUUUAAGUUCUCCCGGUAUGUAUAUAUUACAAUCAUUUAGCAAACAUCUUAAGAGAAUCUUAAUUAAAAAUUCAGUUGCCAAAAUUGCACAGAUUAUUCAAUAUUAACUGUACCCCCACCCCCUGCACUUAGCAGGGAUGCUUAAGGACAGUUUUAAUUGUUUUAGCAUAUUUUUAACUUCCUUUUUCUAAGAUUCUUUGAAGGAAAGGAAGAAUGGAAAAAGGUAUUUUAACAAAAAUGGAAAGAAAUAGUAUAAAACUAUAUUUCUUAAAGUAUGCAAGAGCUAUACCAAGACUUUAUAAGGCUUCCUGUUGCCAAACGCGAUGCUGAAAUAAUGCACAAGAAGGCACAUCAAUCCAGUACCAACCGGCUCUGCCCACUGCUGUUACAAAGUGCAGGACUGAGAGGCGGCCCCAGGGGUGAAGGGGCCUAACUGGGUCAGACAGCUCCACUCCUCUGGCCCUGGAAUUGUUUUCCACAACAAGGGGAGAAAAGACCAGCCCUCUUGGUAGACCUACCCCAAGGUGAGCUGACCUGGCCCUGUUUCCGCAGGAGCCGCGUGACCCGCCCUUCCCACUCCAGGAGACAGAGCACCCUGGCCUGCCUGUGAAUCAGUGCCGUGGCCAAACGACAGUGAUUCAUGCGGCAUGAUGCUCUUGAUUCCCAGACAACGUGCUCAGCUAACAGGCUCACUUGAGAUGUAUAAACCAAGUUGACUGUUUGUUUUCAUCUAGUACUCAAUUUGGAGUGUUUUUGCAUGUCUUUGUACAGAUCCACUCCUCUCGUUGCCCAUCUUAAUCUCCCCUGACUUCUCCAUUAUCUUUCCACUACUGCCCUUUCUUCUUCUUCUGAUCUCACCCACCCCUCUUCAAAGAAAAUCUUUUCUGAAGCAAGAAGGUAGAACACUCCCUCCUUCAUCUGGAUUUUGAUCGCUCUGGAAACGUUUGUGUGUUCCACCCUGUCUGGGGUUUACAUAACGUGAAUUAAGUGAAUGAGAUGUUCUAGCAUUAUAUAUUAACCUGAUAUGACUAAGAUUUAUAAUAUAUGGUGCUCUCCCUUUCCUGAGCAAACUUUGGUUCUGCUGCCCUGCAGAAAAGUCUCCACCAUUUUCCUACCAAUGCCAGUAUGAACAGGGCAGGAGAGCUAAACAUGGGUACCCAGAGGUCAGAGGGGUGAGGGAGGUGGAGAAACCAGGAGAAGAUGUGAGUCUGAGGCCUCCCUGGGCCUUUCCUCAAAGGUGGAGGUGAGUCAAUACUUCAGGAAAGCAAGCUCUCGGAUCUCAAAUGCUCUUCAUUGACUAAGCCUUUUAGAACUAGCAAGAUUCCCUCACCUGGUUGAGAGAACACAUAACUUUCUUACUCACCCCAAACUCAAUGGUGUGUCUUGCUAACAAAAACACUGGACACAACCCUCCUAUUUGACAGCAAAAUCGGCCAAAGGGAACUGAAAUAAUCUUAAGGAAAAGGAAUGUUCCCUAAGAUAGGUCCUCUUCCCCACCCCCUCCCCUGGAGUUUGUUGGGGGGGAGGGGCUGUGCUUUUUGUUGUUUCUGUCCUCCUCUGCAUCAAACCAGCCUCUUCUGCCCAGCCUGUCACAGAACCAAAGUCUGCACUACGAAAGGGGUCAGCACCCAGGGACGGGCACAGCUUACAUCACCCUGAUCUGAUCAUUGUGACGUCGGUAGCUUCAUAAAUACUGUAUGUACCUUGAACAAGGGUUUUGUCUUUGUUUUGUUUUUGUUUUUUCUUAGUAGUUUAAGGGAAUUAAAAGUUUUUAUUUGCCGUUUCCUUUGUUGUAUUUUCUGUACUAUAACUGUCUACAGUAUGUCUUUUUGCAUAAAAUGCAUAAGGGUUUGGGGAUGUAAAUGGAAUUUUAUUCAUAUUUUGUCCAAAUACCUCUUGUAAUUUGUAUCAAAAUUCUUGUACAAUUUUUAUAUUAAAGAUUUAUCAGUCACUGA